AUGGCGGUGACUCCCAAGGUCACCAAAGCCAAGCCGCUCGAUGUCUUGAAUGGUGAUGCGCCUGUGUCUGCUGAGCGGGCGGAGACCGCCCUCGACCCAGAAUCGGAAGAAGACAUCCCUGUUGAUGACCAGGAGCUACAGGAGGCUUUGGGACGGCCGCCGCCGGUGAACAGCAGUUAUCUUCCUUUACCGUGGAAGGGGCGCCUUGGAUAUGCCUGUCUAAAUACUUAUCUACGAUUCUCUAACCCUCCGGUGUUCUGCUCGCGCACGUGUCGCAUUGCUUCCAUUCUAGAGAAUCGACACCCUUUACAGGAUCCCGAUCAGCCUCCACAUGCCACCAAGAACCGUCCAGACCGCGAUCAACCCGCGGAGGUUGCGCGUGGACAAGCAUUUGUCGAAGCAUUAGGCCUGGCCAAUGCGCGCGAUCUUGCCAAACUCUUUCGCUGGAAUGACAAGUACGGCAUCAAGUUCAUGCGAAUCAGCAGCGAGAUGUUCCCAUUUGCCAGUCACAAGGAAUAUGGGUACAAAUUGGCUCCAUUUGCCUCUGACGUUCUCGCCGAGGCGGGACGGGUGGUCGCAGAACUCGGCCAUCGAGUCUCCGUCCACCCCGGUCAAUUCACACAGCUCGGUUCGCCCAAGCGCGAAGUGGUGGAGAGCUCCUACCGAGACCUGGAGUAUCACUCCGAGCUAUUGCAGCUUCUGAAACUACCGCCGCAGCAGGAUCGUGAUGCAGUGAUGAUUCUCCACAUGGGCGGUGUCUUUGGCGACAAAGCGGCGACGCUGGACCGCUUUCGCGAAAACUACGCCAUAUUAUCGCAGGAUAUCAAAAAUCGACUCGUGCUGGAGAAUGACGAUGUCAGCUGGACUGUUCACGACCUUCUCCCCAUCUGCGAGGAAUUGAACAUUCCGCUCGUGUUGGAUUACCAUCACCACAACAUCCUCUUCGACGCAAAUGAGGUUCGUGAGGGCACCGAAGACAUCAUACCCCUAUAUGAACGAAUCGCAGCGACGUGGUCACGUAAGAACAUUACUCAAAAGAUGCACUAUUCCGAGCAGACCUCUCCCGCCAUCACGCCUCGCCAACGUCGCAAACAUAGUGACCGCGUGGCUACCCUGCCACCGUGCGAUCCGACUAUGGACCUCAUGAUUGAGGCCAAGGACAAGGAACAGGCCGUUUUUGAGUUGAUGCGAAACUUUAAGCUUCCCGGUCAUGAACUGUUCAAUGACCUCAUCCCUCACGUUCGAACCGACGAGAACAAGCCGUUCAAACCACCACGCAAGUCCAAGAAGAACGGAGGAUUUGUCGAUCUCGAAGGAUCUCUCCCUCCACCGCCUACUAUUCCCGAAGAAGAGGUUGGUAUGGGUGGCCCAGAACGAAGGGUGUAUUGGCCGCGAGGGAUGGAAGAAUGGUUGCGCCCGGCAAAGAGAGUAGUGAAACCCAAGGCCAACACUACUCCGGCCAAACGACCUGCGCCGAAGAAGGUGAAGAGCGAACCGGCCAGUCCUGCCGCCGAACUGGAGACUCCAGUGAAGAAAGCUGCCAAAACAUUUGCGCGACGAACACCAUCCAGCAAGUCUCGUGCAAAGCGCAAGACCGAACAAGCCGAAGCUACACCCGAGUCUGAGGAUCUUAGUAGCCCUCCCACCGACUUGGACGAGCUUGAAACUCCUCCACAAUCGACGACUCGCCGUAGUGGUCGAGCGAAAAAAGUCAACUAUACCGAAGACAGUGCCUAG
Molecule: messenger RNA, 1737 nt
Organism: Penicillium diatomitis
Lineage: Eukaryota; Fungi; Ascomycota; Eurotiomycetes; Eurotiales; Aspergillaceae
Product: UV-endonuclease UVE-1
Exons: 2
Coding region: 1-1737 (578 amino acids)
Biological process (GO): nucleotide-excision repair; mitochondrial DNA repair; response to UV
Cellular component (GO): nucleus; mitochondrion
Molecular function (GO): endonuclease activity
Source: RefSeq, a predicted model, not a curated record